This is a messenger RNA of Doryrhamphus excisus (bluestripe pipefish), 2741 nucleotides long. Its product is annotated as D(4) dopamine receptor. Gene Ontology annotation, molecular function: dopamine neurotransmitter receptor activity, coupled via Gi/Go; G protein-coupled receptor activity. Gene Ontology annotation, biological process: negative regulation of synaptic transmission, glutamatergic; negative regulation of cytosolic calcium ion concentration; regulation of potassium ion transport. Gene Ontology annotation, cellular component: plasma membrane. Lineage: Eukaryota; Metazoa; Chordata; Actinopteri; Syngnathiformes; Syngnathidae. The record is from RefSeq and is a predicted model, not a curated record.
GAGUGCUGAAAGACACCGUACAGCGCAGUUUAUAAGCGGCUUUAAUUAGCAAAUUUGGCCUCGGUGGCCUCCAGGGUGACUGCAAGUAAACACAUCCGAGCAGAGAGCACUCUCAACGGGACACUUUCACGUCACACUACCUGGGGGGUGGGGUGUCCUUAAACUUUUGGAUCUUCAUGCCCCUCAAAAUGUUCUUUUUCAACCACACCGGUGACGUUUUAAGUGCAUUUUUAUACUUUUUAAUCACACGGUGACGUUGUAGCUGUUUUUUUUGCUUCAAGUUAGCCACCUUUACGCGUCAGGUGCGUCCCCAAGGAUGAGGCACCAGCACGGCGAACACCAGCCGCCCCGUCCUUCAUGAGAGGCCGGGACGGAGUAGAGGAGCCGCGGCUGUGGAGAUGACGGCCAAUGUGAGCGGAGCUGGAGGAUCUGGAGGGUCAGUAGGAGGGUCCGCGGCUGCAGGGGGACACAACGUGGCGGCGCUGGUGUUCGGUGUCCUGCUCAUCGUGGUGAUCAUAGGUGGGAACCUGCUGGUGUGUGUGAGUGUGUUGAUGGAGAAGGCACUCAAGACCACCACCAACUACUUCAUCGUCAGCCUGGCCGUGGCAGACCUAAUGCUGGCUGUCCUCGUCCUGCCCCUCUUCGUCUACUCUGAGUUCCAGGAAGGCAUCUGGACACUCAGCACCAGCGUGUGUGACAGUCUGAUGACCAUGGACGUGAUGCUGUGCACUGCCUCCAUCUUUAACCUGUGUGCCAUCAGCAUCGACAGGUUCAUUGCCGUGCUGAUCCCCCUCAACUACAACAGGAAACACGUGGAUCUGCGUCAAGCUGUCCUGCUGUCAGCCACGUGGGUCCUGGCGCUGGCAGUGGCCUCACCCAUCAUGUUUGGCAUCAAUGAUGUGCCGGGCCGUGACCCCAGCGAAUGCAAACUGGAGAACGAUGACUACGUACUAUACUCGUCCGUGUGCUCCUUCUUCAUCCCUUGUCCCAUCAUGCUCCUGCUCUACUGCGGGAUGUUCCGUGGCCUGCGGCGUUGGGAAGAGGCUCGCAAGGCCAAGUUGAGGAGCAGCAUCCAGGCCUGCCGCAAGCUGCAGGAGGCUGCCGCCUCACUCCCACCGCUGGCCGGGCUGCCACCACCCCUACCCCCCAUUAUUGAGCGGGAACUGACAGAUACCCCAGACGAACCUGAUGCCUUCCCGUCCUUGGAGAGGUCCCCCCACCCCACAGAGUGCAAAGAUGGGCCUGUGCCCACGGUCAGCUUUGCUGAGAUAAAGUUCAAUCCUGACCAUCACAGGAGGAAGAGAGCCAAGAUCAACAGCAGGGAGAGGAAGGCCAUGAAGGUGCUACCCGUCGUCGUAGGCGUCUUCUUGUUCUGCUGGACGCCCUUCUUCGUCCUCCACAUAUUGAGAGCUCGAUGCCAGGACUGCCGCGUCCCAGCGGUCGUGAUGAGCGUUGUGACGUGGCUAGGCUACGUCAACAGCGCGCUCAAUCCUAUCAUAUACACAGUCUUCAACACAGAGUUCAGGAGGUUCUUCAAAAAGUUCUUACAUCACUGCUGCUCCUUCCACACCAGAUGAGUACGCCUGCUGACCGGGUGCGUGGACUUUUUUUUUUUUUUGGAUACAUGAGUGAAGAUGCUUCUGCUUCGUUAAAAGCUUUAUCCUGCUGCCUUCCUAUGAGGAUGUACUACUUUGCUACAACCUGCAAAGAAGCUUCAGUUGAAGGAACACUUCAGCAGACAUGUGUCACCUUUGCUCCACAGACAGGAACUCAUUUUAUAAUCAUCUUUUCAGAAUAAAAGAAUUCAUCAAAAUGCAUUUGGUUCGCUUGUUAUCUGUAACUUCAAUUCAGGGUCAAACUAACCAAAUGACUUGAAAGUAAACAAUGUAAUAAAAAUUAACACAGUAAUUAAGAAAAUAAUGCUACAGCAAACUGGCAAGCCUUCAAACCAGAACACGGUACUUCACCAAACCUCCAGAGAUAAUAAAUAUGAUUCAAUAUGAAGCUUUCCUUCAUGGCCACCGGGAGCUGCUGUGAUUAACCUCAUUAAGUACAUCUUCAUAUGAAUACAAAGUCAGAAAGACAAACCGAUCUGCGCAAGAGGACUUGCACACAUUGAAGAGCCCUUUUGUGCACAAGAGGCCAGGUUCUGCCACACCUGCCCUCAUUUAACUUUGUCUAUGCUCAUUGGCUCCUCUGCCGGAAGGGCCCCUCCCCCUCCCGACUGACAGCAGGUGUGCUGGUGAUCUUUCCAGUCCUGCAAGGGAGGAAAACAAAGCAGCAAUGAAGUGAAGAGACUUUACUUGUCAUCACUAUACACCGAAUCCCUGCAUAUUAUCUCCCUAAAGAAGCGGUUUAUUGGUAGAAAACACAUCUCAUUCACCCUAAAUCAGUAUUUUGUUAAAAAUAUGUGAUAAAGCAUAAAACAUGUACACUGUAACAACUAUUUGCUGCUGGUCUCGGAAGAUACUACUGUACUUUCAUCAUGAACACAAACAUUUGUUUUACCUUCCUCUGGCAGAAGAUGGAGCAGUAGUUGACUUUGUGGCAGCCCGCACACUCGCUCAGGGCCACGCGCCCACAGUUCACGCACAUCUCCUGCAAAUGAAGCAUGGUGGGAAAGAUGUGAAGUGUGAGAGCGAUGUUGAAAGAAAAAAGUAGCUCAAACUACUAACCGCUUGACCAGUGAUGGCACGUGUAGCCAACAGAAAGAAUUUGGUUGUUCAAGAUAGAGCUGCAUA